CUGAUUGGCCGCGCCCGCGGCCGGCCGGUUUGAAUCGCCGGUGCUCGACAGCCGUGCGGCCGGGCCGGGGCGGCGAUGGAGGGCGCGGAGCUGCGGUGCACCGUGGCCGUGGAGGAGCCGCUGCCGGGCGCGCAGGGGCCGCGACGCCGCGUGCUGCGCGACGCGCUGGUGGUGCUGGGCCGCAACGAACUGCGGGAGCCGGUGCUGCGGGUGAUCGGCGGCGGGGCGGCGGCGGCGCCGCUGAGCUUCGCGCUGGGCGGUGGCGCCGCGCGGCUCUUCACGCGCUUCGCGGGCGAGGGCCGGGCCGCGGUGCGGCUGGGUCCCGGCGGCGCUCAGCUGCUGCUCUCCAACUGCCCGCCCGCCGCGCUGCGCCCCUUCCUCCGCCUGCUGCGCCUCAAGCUGGCCGCCGGCCCGCGGGGCGCCCCGCGCGGCCCCCGCCUGCUGGCCCGCCCGCCGCCCGCCUUCGCCGCCAUCAGCCCGCUGCAGCAGCGCGACCUGCCCGGCGGCGGCGAGGCGCGGGGGCGCCGCCCGGCCCAGGCGACCGGCGUGGCGAGGCGGCCCCAGGCGAGGCUCUCGGCGGAGCAGGACGCAGUGCUGAGCGCGGUGUUGAGCGGCAAGAGCGUCUUCUUCACCGGCUGCGCGGGCACCGGGAAGUCGUACCUGCUGAAGAGGAUCGUGGGCUCUCUCCCGCCCCAGAGCACCUACGCCACGGCCAGCACGGGAGUGGCCGCCUGCCACGUCGGCGGCACCACGCUCCACGCCUUCGCGGGGAUCGGCUCUGGGAAGGCACCGCUAGAGCAAUGUAUUCAGCUGGCUGAGAGACCUGGGGUGCGUCAGCACUGGCUGGCCUGCCAGCACUUAAUUAUCGAUGAGAUCUCCAUGGUGGAUGGCAAAUUCUUUGAUAAGCUGGAGGCGGUGGCCAGGGCAGUAAGAAAAAGGGAUGAGCCUUUUGGAGGAAUUCAGCUAAUCAUAUGUGGGGACUUCUUGCAGCUGCCCCCAGUUUGCAAGGCUAAUGAAGAAACGAAGUUCUGCUUCCAGGCAAAAAGCUGGAGGAAGUGUAUCCAAAUAAAUAUGGAAUUGACUGAAGUGCGGAGGCAGACCGACAAGACCUUUAUCUCGCUCCUCAGUGCAGUUCGUCUAGGCAGGUGCACAGAGGAGGUUGCCAGACUGCUGAUGCAGACAGCUACUAACAGGGCUGAGCGCGAUGGGAUCCUGGCUACUUGGCUCUGCACCCAUAAGGAUGAUGUAGAACUAACUAAUGAGAGAUGCUUGCAACAGCUGUCAGGAGAAGUGCACACUUUUGAGGCUUUGGACAGUGACCCAGUGCUAGUUAAAUUAAUCGAUGCUCAGUGUCCUGUGGGUAGUAGAGUUGAGCUAAAGCUUGGAGCUCAGGUGAUGCUGGCUAAGAAUCUGGAUGUGUCACAAGGGCUGGUGAAUGGGGCACGAGGAGUUGUUGUAGGGUUUGAAAGUGAACAGAAAGGGCUGCCUAAGGUGAGGUUUCUCUGCAGGGUCACAAAGGUCAUCAAGGUGGAGCGAUGGGUCUUCAAAGGGCCAUCUGGAGUUUAUCUGAGUCGUCAACAGUUGCCCCUAAAACUGGCAUGGGCCAUUUCCAUUCACAAGAGUCAGGGCAUGUCUUUAGACUGUGUGGAAAUCUCCCUCUCUCGUGUCUUUGAAAAUGGGCAGGCUUAUGUAGCCCUUUCCCGAGCCCGUAGCCUUGCAGGUCUCCGUGUUCUGGAUUUUGACCCAAAAGUUGUGAGAGCAGAUCCUUCUGUGCUGCAGUUCUACAGACAGCUGAGAAGUCAUCAACUUCUAACUCGGGAUUCUCUGCACACACGUUCAGAAGUUGAUGAUGAGAAGGAGAAUAGGAAAUGCAGCUGAGAAUGCCCUUCUGGCCUCUGUGAGGCAUCAGCAUAGACUGCUAUGUGGCAGCAAUCUUGCUGUUGAGCAUAUCUGAUAUCAUAGGUGAAGUUGAAUUUUUUUUUUUUUUAAUGGGUGUUUCAUCCAGCUGACUAUGGAUGUGUAGAAGUCUCCCUGUACCAUGUCUCUGAAAGUUGGGAGGCUGCUGUAGCCCUUUGCUGGGCCUACCAUCUUGAGUACUUCUGUGUGUCACAUGUGACUCUAGCAAAGUAACUGACUGAACAAGGAUGCAUCUGAGGGACCUUCCUAUGGUUUUAUCCUGCUUGCCUGGAGGAAAGACUGCAUUUUAUUCUCCAAAUAUGUAGAUGGUGAAACUUGUCUGCUUUUCUUCAAGUAUUCCAGGGUUGAGAGGUGAAAGGCUUGUGUCCCUUUGUCUGGAUGGAUUGGACCAGUUCACUGGAGCUGUUGACAGGAGAGAAGGCAGUGCUGAGUACCUGUAAUAUAUGCUUGGCUCUCUUGCAAGUAAGGAGUUGCCAGGAGCUAGGCUAUCACUUCAUAGUAUGCUAUGGAGUUCUUGUAAAGUACCUGACUUCCUCAUGUUUGACAGCAGGAAGCUUUGCAUAACUUCAUCCAGAAGCAGAGGGUUGUACCUUGCCUGUUAUGCUGACAUAUCCUUGUUGUUAGCCUGUUACAUACAAUAACAUGCAUUUUUUUAAAAUCUAUUUUUAUAUCUUUAACCUGGUGCCUCCAAAAGGAGCUGAUGCUGUUAAAGUUAGCCCUAUAUUAUAUUCCCAUAACCAUACAACUGCAAGAAUCAUGGAGCUGCAUUGCUACUAGAGCAAGAAGUGAAUGAGGAGAGGAGUGCUGGUUGGUGUUCCUUUUGUUUAAACACAUGAGGCCCCUCUUGAAUGGGAGGGAGGGUCUGCUGGGAACAGCACUAAUGCAUUGGAAGUUGAAUGGGCAAUGGGGAAUGAUGGGCGAAGAGCUGCUGAGGGAGCUGUUUAUUUCCAGUGAGCUAUAGCUCCACACGUUUCUGUAAAAGAUGAGCUAACAUACUGUCUUAUUAAGGACUUAAUAAAGGAAAAACCUUGGCCUUUUA
Molecule: messenger RNA, 2956 nt
Organism: Dromaius novaehollandiae (emu)
Lineage: Eukaryota; Metazoa; Chordata; Aves; Casuariiformes; Dromaiidae
Gene: PIF1
Product: PIF1 5'-to-3' DNA helicase
Exons: 12
Coding region: 76-1878 (600 amino acids)
Biological process (GO): telomere maintenance; DNA repair
Molecular function (GO): DNA helicase activity
Source: RefSeq, a predicted model, not a curated record